Molecule: messenger RNA, 2286 nt
Organism: Stegastes partitus (bicolor damselfish)
Lineage: Eukaryota; Metazoa; Chordata; Actinopteri; Pomacentridae
Gene: gja4
Product: gap junction protein alpha 4
Exons: 2
Coding region: 111-1259 (382 amino acids)
Biological process (GO): cell-cell signaling
Cellular component (GO): connexin complex
Molecular function (GO): gap junction channel activity
Source: RefSeq, a predicted model, not a curated record
ACGCAGGAGCUGCAGCGCGGUUCUCCAGUGGAGAGCAGAGGUGACGCUCAGAGCGCAGUGAUCCGGCAGAGGAGACCAACCAGACUUCACGAGAGAGAAAGGAGCAGAGGAUGUCCAGAGCUGACUGGUCCUUCCUGGAGCACCUGCUGGAGGAGGGUCAGGAGUAUUCGACAGCCGUCGGUCGUGUGUGGCUCACAGUUCUCUUCCUGUUUCGCAUGCUGGUACUGGGAACUGCCGCCGAAUCUGCCUGGGAUGACGAACAAGACGAUUUCACCUGCGACACUCGCCAACCCGGAUGCACCGCAGUCUGCUACGACAGAGCCUUCCCCAUAUCCCACUUCCGCUACUUCGUCCUCCAGGUCAUCUUCGUCUCCACGCCAACCAUCUUCUACUUUGCGUAUGUGGCUGUAAGGGCUGGGAAAGACAGGAGAACAGAGGAAGCUAAGGAUGGGAAGCAGGCAGAAGAAGGCAAUGGUCGAAGUAAGAAAGGGGACAUUGUAAAAGAAAGACUUGAUACCAAAGUGAUUGAGGAAAAAGCUGAGGAAAAGGAGAAAGAAAAGAAAGGUAGAAAAACUGACAAGCCUCCCCCUGAGGCGCCCAAACUGAAAGGCAGGCUGCUGUGUGCAUAUGCAUUUAGCAUCCUGUUAAAAGUCCUCCUCGAAGUCGGCUUCAUCGUUGGGCUCUGGUUCCUUUACAACGGCUUCUUCAUUGAAGCAAAGUUUGAGUGCCGAGGGUUCCCUUGUCCUCACAUAGUGGACUGCUAUGUCUCUCGACCCACAGAGAAGACCAUCUUCACCAUCUACACUCAGGUGAUCGCCGCCGUCUCCCUGCUCCUCAACGUCAUCGAGCUCUUCCAUCUGCUCCAGCUGGCCGUCUCACACCGGCUGGAAAAACGCUACCGUGCCGAGCGCCUGGACUACCUGCCUCGGGCUGAGCAGGAACCAGCCCGACGACAGACCCCCGAGCUCCAAGCAGAGGUGUCGGAGCCUUACAAAGCAGGGAGCCAUGUCCAACUCCCGUCGCAGGGCGAGGCCGUGGGCUAUUCUAACCCCUGUGAGAGCUACGGGGAUGCGGCCAUAGAGGUGAACUGGGGACCUGGAGAGUCUGGGACCGACCUGCUUCCCAGUUAUGUGAACUGCAUGGGAGCUAUGAGAACUACACAUUCCCCCAGAAUUCAUUAUAAGAAGCACGCACAUCACACUGGGAAAAAUCCUAAGAGUGUCCAUAAGGGGCACUCAAAACAAAAACAUUAUGUAUGACGCAGUAAGACGGGGUAAUGCUGCGUGUAUGCGCAUGAAAGCUUCGUUCUUGGAAAUGCCAUCCUGCACACGACACUUGACUAUCAGGAGGGCCCGGUGAGAGCCCAAAUGCGGGAGGAAUGAAAAAGAACAACUAUUACGCUGUGAACUCAAUGCCUCAGAGGCAGACAGACAUUCAAACAGAGAUUUACCAGAUAAAUGGACCUAUUCAAAAUGAAACAUUUUGAGAACACUCCCCAAGGCAAGGAAAAUGAGACUCCUCAAUGAGACAAGAUUAAAGUCAUAAGAUGCCUUCGUGUUACAUUUAAUGGAUUUUAGUGCAAAAUGUGACAGUGUUGAGAAAAAAAAAAAAACUCUGCAGAGGGGGCUACUGUGUGAGUGUUUAUGGGAGGGAAUACAGCAGAGCCAGAUUUAAGCAUGUUCCCCUGAGAUUUGCACUGUAAACCCUGGAGCUGUUUGAAGACCCCUCCUCUUUUCCCAGUGGCUUCGUCCACAACUGUGGAAUGCACUGGUCUCUGGAUCCUGCUCAGCUCCCGGGAGGAUAAUGGCUGCGUGGAUGCAGGCACGCAUGCAUGCACACACACAAUAUACUUUUCCCCUUUCACCCAGUGAGUUUUGGUCACUCGAGUUUGGGACAUGGACUGGGAAAGGCCGAGGUAAAGAGAAGGGGAGCCAAACCAUGGGAAAUGUGGAAACUGAACAUGACGGAUCGUUGCCAGCAACCAUAAUGUUUCAGCUAUGAAAGAAGAGGGAGAGAAAGUAGCACUGCGAACAGCGCUCUCUGAAUAAUGCAAAGACAAACAUCCAGUUUGAAAAAUCAAACCUUUUAGCGAGCUGGAGAUAGAGCUCGAACGAUGCAUUAGUGAUUGCACAUUGAACGGGCUGAAAGCAGUACAGAAAUGUACAAAUUCAACAACGGGAGAUGACUAAUUAUGUGAAACCUGUAUUUAAUGUUUAAGGUAUUGCGAGAAAAAAAAUAUUUAUUUUUUUGUUGUUGAAAAAUAAAAUUUUUGAUGAUGUCAUUUCA